UGCUCGGCUCCCGGCCCCUUUCCUCUCCCGUCGCACUCUGGGCAUUGGCUCCUCCUGCUCCUCCUGCCCUUGCUGUCUCUCCUGCUUCAUCUACUCCCUCUGCCUCCCUGCCCUCUCUGCAAUCCGUCUCCCACUUGUCCCUUUCCUCGCUCUACCGGCCCCUUGGCUCGUGUCUUGCAGAGGAGACGACCGCCGAUUCGCCCUGUGUCCCUGGUCCUCCUCCUUUCGGGGCGACCCUUCCUUCGGCAUCACACGUUCGUCUUUGACCUUCGAAACUCAGCCGUUUAUUCGUUCUUCGUAGAGACUGUCCUUCCGCUGAUCCAGCAUCCGUGUCCGUCGUGAUCACCAUACUAUCAACCCCUUCCCGAUGACUCUCCCUAUCGUCUACAAGCGGGUGAUUGUCCAGACUCUGCACGCCUACAAAGGCACCGAGGAGUCGACCCUGACCUUCAACAAAGGCGAACUCGUCCAUGUUCUGAAUCAACUCGAGUCGGGAUGGUGGGACGGUGUCCGCCUUCCCUCGGGCGAACGAGGCUGGUUCCCGUCCAACUACGUUGUUCGGAUUGACUCCGAAAUUGUGGCCGUUGGCAAUCCGGCCUUCGACCAAGUUUCGGUCCAGACUGGCUCCAGCGAACACUCGCUGUUCAACAUGCAUAGCUUGUACGAUAUACAUAGAGACAAGUUUGGCUCGAUUGCCGAUAGCGUUGUUUUUGGUAGCGACAUGGCUGGCAUCUCCGCGGCACAGGCUGCCCCCGGAACCCUGAGCACGCAAGCUGAAAAAAAAGAGUACUUCCCCUCCUUGGCGGUAGUCGGCGUCCACUCGCUCCUGUCGUUUCGAACGGGAUCGAUCUCGACUCCAAGCGACAGCGGCCCUGAUCGAACCAGCACCAAUCGGACCGGCUCGUCUUCGGAAUGGCCAUCCGCAUCCGUACCCGAGCCCUCCUCCGUUGCACAGACGCCUAUCGAAUACAACUAUCGUCAAGUGGAAACCACCUUCAAGUUUCCGCCAAACUCGGGCCCGCUCUCUGCCGAUCCGAGUAUCGGAAGCUGGGCAGAUGAAACCCUGCAAUCCUUGGAGUUGCGAAACCCCUCCAUCCAGAGUGACCGAAUCUCGAUGGACCGUGGGCACUCGUCGCACUCGACCACGCCGACCACGCCCUUUGGUCAGUCAUCGUCCUUUUCCCAGAUCAUACAGGCCGACCUUGAGAGGAUGAACCUCGGCCAACUCCAGAGCGGACAGCGAGCCUCCGUCAGCAACCAACCGUGUCUUUACUUUGAAUCCGAAGACGGCAACCAUCUCUACUACCAACAUGCCAACAAGAUCGGUGGCCCUAUACCAGAGGGCUACCAAACCUCCGAGGUCUCGGACUCGCCCGUUACUUUUGGCGUACCCGAGGCGCCCGAGCGCCAUGAAAGCCGCGAGCAGUACACUGACCGCGGAAGCCGCAAGUUUUAUGAUAACUUUGAAGGCCCGGGGCCUUCGGACAGCCAAGAAAACCUUGAAUUUGUGAACGACGAAUGGACCGGCAACGACGAUGAGCUCUUGACUCCGGUAUCUGCGGUUUAUUCCACUGCCGAGUCGCCUUUGACCUCUCCUGGAGCGCCAGAUUCAGCUUCGAUGCUCCCGUUCAAUUGGGGAAAGAAGGAGACGCUGGACGGCCGGGUCUAUUACUUCAACAAAAUCACCGACGAUACCACAUGGAGCCUUGAAGAUAUCGAUCCCAUCACCGGCGAUCUGCUUCGCGCACCUGAAGCCUUUCGCACCGAACUGUUUGAGCAGCUCUAUGCUACACGACUGCCGUUUUUCGAUCAAUCGGACCUUCGCGACAGGUGGACCUUGACCUGGCUAUCCGACGAGAUUUACGCGGCCAUGUCCCGCCUCUCUCAGUCCUUGGGAGUACGAAAGAAGGAGCGGUACAUUCCUCAGGCCGUGGCGAUUGUCGAAGCCAUCCGCGUUAUGCUCUAUUCCACAGGCAUGACCCGUACCGAUGGGCAACAGAUCGCGCCCCAUCCGCAUAUGAUCGCUCAGCACCGCCAGAUCAUGCGCGCCUUGUCGAACCUUGUGGUCGAUGCCAAGCAGGCCUCCAACAUUUGGCCUGCUCCCGAUUCCGUCGUAAAAACCGGUGCCUCCCUCUGCGAAACAUUCACGGCAGUGGCCGAGUUUGUCGCCAACGCAAACAUCAUCAAUAUCCCGAUAACUCUCAACGAGGUUGCCUUGAAGGCUCGCGAUGCCCUUGUCAAUAACAUCAAAUCCUGGGAAGAUGAGAUACGGACCGCUGGGAAGUCAUCUACCGACGAGAAGGGCCCAGCACUGGUCACCCAGCCGGACUCGCAGUCUAAUGUCGAGGUUGUUACCCAUCUUGAGCGCCUUUAUACGCAAGCCAAGGUGCUCCUCACGUCCUUGAUCGGACAUCUGAACGACCCCGAUGAUCCAGGGAGUGACAUGGUUGGCGAAGUUCGUCUGAUCGUGACGGAGAUCGGAAACUUCCUUUCUGUGGUCGAAGAACUCCCGCUCGACAACUUGAAGGAGGAGUCCACGAUCGACUUCAAGGUCAACCGAGUGUCGCUUGUCACCUCCAUCUCGGACCUGGUCAUGACGACCCAGACUGCCAGCAGCCCGCUCGCUCCAUCGAAUGCUCUCGAGCAGGUUCUCAACUGCGCGAGCCUCGUCGAAAAGUCCAUCCGCGAUCUGCUGAUUACGAUCAAGUACAUGCUCGAAGAUCGUAUCCAAAAUGAACAGGGACUUCUCAGCUCGUUCAUCGAGUCGCGCGGCAUCCCUCGCCGUGCCACCGAUGGCUCUACCACCCUACAAGGCAGUAUCAUCAGCCCCCAGAUUGAUCCCCCUCGUCCUGGUGCCCUGUCGACGCCACAAAAUGCUGAGGCCGGCACGUCUCCCACGACGACCAUGAUGAACACGCCCGUAGCUCCGACUCGCUCAUCAUCGAGUGUCUAUGGUAUGAAUCGCCGCUCCAACCGCAGUAACUCGGUCAUGACCGACUCGGAUGCCCAGCAUGGUAGCCAUUUGAUCAAGGGAGCUGUCGAAAGCUACCGUCGCGGAUCGGUGGCCAUUCAGCAGUCGGACACGCCGGAAGUGGUUGUUUCCGAUGCUCCCCUGGCUCAAGUGCCGACUGAGCGAAUCCUUAUUCUCGAAGAGGAUAUCUAUGAGAUUAUUCGAAGCCCGACCUUUGGCUUCAACCCUGUUGUAUGCGACAUCAUCCCGAGCCGACCCAGGGAUCCUUCUGGGUCACUGCCCUACGAAGAAGGAAAAGAAAUCCUUUUUACCCACGAUCGCAAGAUCAAAGCCGGCACUUUGAAUGCCCUUUUGGAGCGGCUAACCUGCCAUGACACCAUAGAGAGCGGAUUCAACCAGACCUUCAUGUUGACGUACCGGUCCUUUACAACAACCACGGUUCUCUUUGACUAUCUGAUCGAUUUCCGGUUCAAUUAUAAUCCCGAUAACAAAUUCAGCGCUAAUGACCUGGAUUCGUGGGCUGAGCGGAGACUGACCCCGAUUCGCCUCAGGGUGUUUUCCAUCAUCAAGUCGUGGCUCGAGGUUCACUGCGAGGACAACGACGAGGACCGUCGCGCUUUGGACAUGAUCCGAAUGUUUGUCAGCACCCGCGGUCCCGAUCAUUUGUCCGCAUCAAUGCGAGUGAUCGGCAAGGCCCUAUACGUCCGUGAGGCCAUUCUCAACAGCGGUCGCGAGGACGUACGGUCUCCGACUCUCCAGCUUACGAUGCAGAACUCGCCCCCGCCAAUCUUGCCAAAGACUUUCACGGUGCUGAGGCUCUUGAACCUCGAUCCGCUCGAGGUAGCUCGGCAGCUUACGCUCAUAACCUCGGAGGACUUUUGCCGACUGAAACCCUGGGAGUUCUUGAGCAAGGCCUGGAGUGACAACACAACCAAGGCCAAAAAUGUCAAAUCCAUGAUCAACAUGUCCAACAUGAUCAGUGGUUGGGUCGUCCAGUCGAUUCUGAUGGAAACCGAAAUCAAGCGACGAUCCUAUGUGAUCAAGUAUUUCAUUGCCAUUGCUGAUUACACAAGACGACUCAACAACUUCAACACGCUCAUGGCGAUCCUUGCUGGACUGAACUCAUCACAAGUGUUCCGUCUCAAGCGUACCUGGGAGCUCAUCGGAAAGUCCCAGCAAACGUUCGAAUCACUGCAGGGCAUCAUGAACCAAACCAAGAACCGAGGCGCGUACCGCGAGGCGCUCCGCACGGCCCAGCCUCCAUGUAUUCCUUUCCUGGGUCAGUAUCUCACGGAUCUGACGUUUAUUGCGGAUGGAAAUCCCGAUUACGUCCAGUCAACUGCCACUGGCAACCAGCUGAUCAACUACAGCAAGCGCACGAAGACGGCCGAGAUCAUUCUUGAGAUCAAGCAAUAUCAAAACCAGUCGUACAACCUGGUCCCUGUGUUGGAGGUGCAGCGUUGGAUCCGUGGCUCGUUCACCGAAAUCCCCCCCGAUUCGGUUUUGUACGAGCAAUCGCUGGCCCUGGAGCCAAAGGAUAGCAAUGCCAAUGAUACGAUUACCAAGGCUCUUAUGGAUAGCGGUAUUCUGUAAUACCCCUCACCAAGGACAAUUCGACCUCCUUCGCUCGUGUUGGGAUGAGGUGGAUUCCACCUCAUCGCAGGCCUUAGUGAGUAUGGGAAACGCUUGUCGGGGCACUGGGGAGUGCACUGCCCAUGAUACUCUACAUAGAUACAAACACAAACUACUUCCACCAGAGGCAUUCGUAUCUGUGGGUUCUCAGCCUGUAUUUCUCUUUUAUCUUUCUUUUGUGCUUUUUUGGCCUGGAUUUUCUUUUUCUUUUUUUUUUUUUAUAUCUCGCUUGUUUUCGCGUCGAGAGUGACGCAAUCAAUACAUAUUGUCGGGUGCCUACUGGUCUCCGGGUCGAGCGGUGCUGAUGGAUCGGCUGGCUGAACAAGAUCGGUCCGGGGCUCGCACUGUUGUGGCGGACACGUGCCACAGGCCCCCAUGUCACGGGGCGGCGCUCGCCU
Molecule: messenger RNA, 5001 nt
Organism: Polychytrium aggregatum
Lineage: Eukaryota; Fungi; Chytridiomycota; Chytridiomycetes; Polychytriales
Product: ras guanine nucleotide exchange factor domain-containing protein
Exons: 11
Coding region: 368-4564 (1398 amino acids)
Biological process (GO): Ras protein signal transduction; positive regulation of GTPase activity
Cellular component (GO): plasma membrane
Molecular function (GO): protein binding; guanyl-nucleotide exchange factor activity
Source: RefSeq, a predicted model, not a curated record